Messenger RNA from Telopea speciosissima, 693 nucleotides. Its product is annotated as transcription factor bHLH30-like. Bases 1 to 693 code for a protein of 230 amino acids. The transcript has 3 exons. Gene Ontology annotation, biological process: regulation of DNA-templated transcription. The record is from RefSeq and is a predicted model, not a curated record. Lineage: Eukaryota; Viridiplantae; Streptophyta; Magnoliopsida; Proteales; Proteaceae. Gene Ontology annotation, molecular function: protein dimerization activity; DNA-binding transcription factor activity.
AUGGAGAUGAUGCCGAUGAACGAUGGAAUCUCUUCACUCAGUUCGAGAACAACAGUAACAGAAGCAGCAGAAGCGAAAGCUGUUGCUGCAGGUAAGAGUCACAGUGAAGCUGAGAGAAGGAGAAGGGAACGGAUCAAUGGUCACCUGUCCACCCUUCGAAGUCUUCUUCCCAACACAACCAAGACGGACAAGGCAUCGCUACUGGCGGAGGUAGUGAAGCACGUGAAGGAUCUGAAGAAACUAGCUGAUGACGUGUCAUCUGAUAUGGGUUGCAGGGAGUGGUCGUUGCCGGGCGAGGUGGACGAGCUGACGUUGGAUUAUUGUGAUGAAGAAGCGAAACUGAUUAGGGCGUCGCUUUGCUGUGAAGACCAGCCGGAGUUGCUGAGGGAUCUGACGAGGGCGUUGAGGUCGGUGGAGGCGAAGGUGAGGGUGGUGAAGGCGGAGAUAGGGACGGUUGGAGGGAGAACGAAGAGUGUUAUUGUGGUGAAGAGAAGAUCAUCAGAGAGUGGGGCAGGGGAAGGGGAAGGGGAAAGGGAAGGGGAAAGGGAAGCGGAAGAUGUGCUGGGAGAGCUACGGAGGGCGUUGAAGGGUGUGGUCGACAAGUCUGCUUUGUCUGCCUCGGCACAGCUAGUGUCGGGAAACAAGCGGUCUCGUGUGUCUCUAUCGUCAACAUCCUCAUCUCCGCUGCACUGA